AAUCGACGCAGUGGUUUGAGUUUAUUACAAAUAAACAAAACUACAUAUAUAUGUAGUUUUGUUUAUUUUAGAGAAAAUAUUUUCUCUAUAUUAGUAUGGAUAGACUUCGAAACGUGACUUUACGUAUGUCCUCGCUUACUAAUUUCUUAUUCCUAGUACAAAGGCUGCUAUUUAUGUAUCCGGAACUGGCCAAUAAUUCUAGAAUAUUUAAAAAGUAAUUACAACAUUUGAAAAUAGAACUCUUCGGCUAGAGAAUAAAUAUUUUUCAUAUCCCUCUCAUUUGUUUUUUUCAAUUGGCGCCAAUUUUGAAAAUAGCUUGUCUUCAUUGCCAUGGAUUUAACUCGUGAACAUUUUCGCGCGAUGAUUUAUUAUGAUUUUCGGCGUGGAUUAACUCAAAAACAGUGCAUCGAACAACUGAUUUUAACUUUUGGAGAUGAAGCACCAUCGAAAACCACUGUGUAUUAUUGGUUUAAGGAAUUUCAACGUGGACGGUCUAUGCUCACGGAUGAAAUUAAGGAGGGUCGUCCUAAAUCGGUAGUGGUACAACAAAAUAUUGAUGCUGUGCGACAAUUAGUAAUGCAAGAUCGUCAUGUUACAUACCGCGAGAUAGAGGCGUCUCUGGGCAUUAGUAUGACGAGUAUACACGCGAUAUUACACGAACAUUUAAUUGUUAAAAAAAUUUGUUCGCGUUGGAUUCCGCACAACUUGAGCGUAGAUCAAAAACAGGCUCGUGUCGACUGGUGUAAGAAAAUGAUAAAAAAAUACAACCGUGGCACGUCAAAAGCUGUUUAUAAUAUCUACACAGGUGACGAAACCUGGAUCUAUGCUUAUGACCCUGAAACUAAACAGCAGUCAACGGUGUGGGUCUUUCAAGAUGAACCGAAUCCAACAAAAGUUGUUCGUGCGAGAAGCACUUUAAAGCAAAUGGUCGCUUGUUUUUUUGGUAUCAACGGACAUGUAGCUACAGUGCCACUAGAGAAUAGUAGGACGGUUAAUUCUGAAUGGUACACCACCAUUUGUUUGCCAGAAGUCUUUGAAAAAAUACGAAAGAACAACCCACAACGCAGAAUCAUACUUCAUCACGACAAUGCUAGCUGCCACAAGUCGGCUGAAACAAAUAAUGUUUUGGAGGGUCAAAAGAUUGAAUUGACGGGUCAUCCGCCGUACAGCCCCGACCUGGCACCCAAUGAUUUUUAUUUAUUUCCAAACAUUAAAAAUAAAUUACGUGGUCAACGUUUUUCGAGCCGCGAAGAGGCCGUUGAUGCGUUCAAAACACACGUUUUGGACAUACCUCAAUCAGAAUGGAAAAAGUGCUUUGAAAAUUGGUUUCAUCGUAUGCAGAAGUGCAUAGAUCAUCGCGGAGAAUACUUCGAGAAACAAUAAAACCAUAUGUAAUAAUAUAUGUUUGUUUAAUUUUGUUAUUCCGGAUACAUAAAUAGCAGCCCUCGUAUGUGUAUAGGCUCAAUAUAAAACAAACAUAAUUGUAGGCCGAGAUGGACACUUAAGGCCUGAUCCUUUUUUUUUUGCGCAAGUAUAGAGAUACGUCUGCAACAUGCACACACGUGAAUUACUCCGAACGUCGUUAGGUAUAGCACGGCCACGGACACUUUUAUUUUAAACAAUUACCGAUCAAUUAUGAUAAAUAAAUAAAUAUAUUAGGACAAAUCACACAGAUUGAGCUAGCCCCAAAGUAAGUUCGAGACUUGUGUUAUGGGAUACUAACUCAACGAUUCUGUAUUUUAUAACAAAUACAUAUAUAGAUAAACAUCCAAGACCCG
This is a messenger RNA of Plodia interpunctella (Indianmeal moth), 1778 nucleotides long. RefSeq names its product histone-lysine N-methyltransferase SETMAR-like. Bases 331 to 1383 code for a protein of 350 amino acids. Gene Ontology annotation, molecular function: nucleic acid binding. The record is from RefSeq and is a predicted model, not a curated record. NCBI's taxonomy places the organism in Eukaryota, Metazoa, Arthropoda, Insecta, Lepidoptera, Pyralidae. The transcript is spliced from 2 exons.